AUGUCCUCCGACCCCCCGACCCCCCGACCCCCCUCGACUCUCCACGCUCUAUAUCAACCUCCCCCCUCCCCCUCCCCCCGCCGAGCACGCACCGCAUCCCUCCAAUCCCUCAUCGACGCCAACCCGCACUACGGCUUCUGCGCGGCCACCGGCGACGCCCUCGCAUCCGCACCCUCGCUCAAAGACCUCCGUCGCAACAGCGCCGGCAGCCGCACUGCCAUGGGGGCGCGCAGGGGGAGCAGUGUCAGUGCUGCCAGCCCCGGCGUGGGCGGGGUGGGCAGGAGUGGGAGCUUUCCGAUACAUGAGCAUGAGUAUGAAGAGGAGGAGUUGGGGAGGGGCAGGGCCGCCGCGGCGGCGGCGGAUAAGGAUAAGGAUGGCGAUGGGGGUGGUGGUGGUGGUGGUGGUGGUGGUGUGGUGGAGAAGGGGGAGGAGGAGAAGGAGCAUAACCCGGGCUGGUGGGCGGUCACGGUACAGGGACUGCUAUCGUUCUGGAAGUUCUUCAUAACCCCACUAGGCUUCUGCAUCACAAUCUACAUGCUCAACAUCGUCGCCUGGGGCGGCAUGCUCUUCCUCCUCCUCGUCAACGCCGCGCCCGCAAUGUGCAAACCCAGCUGCAACGCCAUCGACUCCCCACGCCGCAUCUGGAUCGAGAUCGACUCGCAGAUCCUCAACGCGCUCUUCUGCGUCACCGGCUUCGGCCUGAUCCCAUGGCGCUUCCGCGACCUCUACUUCCUCCUCAAGUGGCGCGUGGCCGGACAGAAGGCCGCGCUGGUGCGGCUCGCCCAGAUCCACGAUGGGUGGUUCCGUGUUCCCGCCGAGGUGGGGCAGGGGGAGACGGUGACGGGCGAGAGGGCGCCGCCGACAAAGAGCUGGAAGAUGGAUUUUGUGGUGUGGCUGUAUGUGUGGAAUACGUUUCUGCAGGCGGUGCUGAGUGGGUUUAUGUGGGGCAUGAACCGCAUUGAGAGGCCGAGCUGGAGCACGGGGUUGUUUGUGGCGCUGGCGUGUAUUGUGGCGGGGGUGGCGGGGGGGAUGGUGUGGUGGGAGGGGAGGAAGGUGAAGAGGAUUGAGGGCGUCGAGGAGAAGGAGGAGGGGAAAAGGGGGGAGAAGAGGGCGGAGGAGAUAGUGGAGGUGUAG
Molecule: messenger RNA, 1134 nt
Organism: Morchella importuna
Lineage: Eukaryota; Fungi; Ascomycota; Pezizomycetes; Pezizales; Morchellaceae
Exons: 2
Coding region: 1-1134 (377 amino acids)
Source: RefSeq, a predicted model, not a curated record